Messenger RNA from Orcinus orca (killer whale), 3917 nucleotides. RefSeq names its product FERM domain containing 7 (gene FRMD7). NCBI's taxonomy places the organism in Eukaryota, Metazoa, Chordata, Mammalia, Artiodactyla, Delphinidae. Gene Ontology annotation, molecular function: guanyl-nucleotide exchange factor activity. Gene Ontology annotation, cellular component: cytoskeleton. The record is from RefSeq and is a predicted model, not a curated record.
GAAAAUCACUUAAGGAAUAGAAUUCCCAGUUACAACUUGAAAAUAUUUCAACAAUACCACACUGUUCCUCGCCUUAAUAUAAGCGGAGAAAAGGGCUUUGAUGUAUUAUUUUAAUCCUUCAUCCAUCCAGUAAAUUUAGCAAUUAAAAAAAAUCAUUUUAACUUUGCCUGAGAUGAGGAAAAUCAGGCUGCUGGAUCUUUGAGUAAAUUUCGAGAACCCUGGUAAUGACAGCACUCUGUGGAUUGGCUCUAGGAAUACAUCUCUGACGCUAGACCUGUAAAUCUUCGAGCAUCCUUGAUGUCAAGCUGCAAUGCCAUUCACCUUCUUCCAGGAGGUGUUUCAGUUUUAUCCCAUCACAGACAUUGUCCAUCCAUUUCAGGUCGUAUCUGAGUGCCUACUAUGCAUGAAAUAUUCCCCCGAACCCUGUAUGUCACAAUCUAGUGUGGUGGUUCUUAACUUUCAGUGUGUAUUAGGAUCACGGGCCGGGAGGAGGGGGCAGUUCUUGUUAAAAUGCAUAUUGCUGGGCCUCAUCCCCGAGUUUGGGGCCAGCAACCUGCAUUUUUAACAAAUUCCAUAGCUGCUUCCGCUGCAGGUGGAUUUCAGUCCACACUUUGGGAAAGGCUGUUUCGUGUCACUUCCCCCUCCUGCUCUCUACGUGUUGGUGUCUCCCACAGUGCUGUCUUUUCCCACUACGUAUUGAUAAUCUGUCACAUCAUCCCAACAGCUUCCCAACUGACUCCCCCCAAUCCAUCAUGUACACUACUCCCAAAGGGAACUAUUGCAAAUACAAACCUGACCACAUCAGUCUCCUGCUUAAAAAUGCUUCCAUGACUCCCUAUUGUCCUUAGAAUAAAGUCCAAACUCUUUAACAUGAUCCUCAAAGCACCGGACUCUGCCUGCCUUUUCAGCCUUUACCUCUGCCUCUGACCACUUCAUACUCCUACCUCUCCUAAUUUGAACAAAACUAACUUCAGGUGUAGGCUUCUCAGAUAAAAUAGAAGUUGCCCAACUAUAUUAGAAUUUCAGAUCAACAAAGACUAAUUUCUUUGUGUAAGUAUGUCCCAAGUAAUCAUUGUAUAUCUGAAAUUCAAAUUUAACUGGGAGUUCUAUAUUUUUAUCUGCUAAAUCUGGCAGCCCUACUCAGAUGUCAGCUCUUCCAGGAAGCCUUCCUUGACCUCCUCCAAACUCUUUUCUCCCUCUUGUGCUUACCCAGUACUCGGGGCUUAUAACACUUUGUGGUUCUGUGAUUGUCUGUCUAGGUGUCUGCCUCUUCUACCAACCUUUGAGUGCUUAACUGUAUUUUCAUUUCCAGGAGCCUCUAGUACAAUGCUUAGCAUACAAUAGGCACUCAACAUAUAUUUACUGAAUCAAUGGUGUUAAUGCUGCAUGUGUGUAUUUGCUUUUGAUACAGAAAGCUUCUUAUUUUCAAAUGCAAGUAGGAGUGAAGGCAAGUAGAUAUGUUUUCUUCAUGUAGAUUUUAAGAUACACAGAGGCCUCAGUCCCUACUACUUCUAGUUCCCUUUAUGAAUCCUUGAGCCAACUGAUAUUCACCUGCCUCUAUAGCUGGACCCUUCUCUCAGCCAGGAAUGCAGAAUCCCAAGUAGCAAGUGGUAUAUUUUUCUAAAUGGAACACUUCUUAAGAGAGGACACAGUAGGCCCCAAACGAGGCACAUCUUUACAAAAAGAAACUCAAAGAAAGAGAAGGGAGGAAGAGGGGCAGGAGAACUUUCCCAACUGUUAUCCACAUAGAGGCACAAUUCAAAAAUAGCAACAGCUCACAAAUGUGAAAAAUUGAAAUUUAAAUGAAAAGUCUGUGAGAGGGAGUGCUGGGGAGAGGAGGGAAGAGGAGAGGGGAGUGUGUGUGUGUGUGUGUGUGUGUGUGUGUGUGUGUGUGUGUGAGAGAGAGAGAGAGAGAGAGAGAGAGAGAGAGAGAGAGAGAGAAGCCCUGUAACUGUUGUGAUGGACAUUUAAAUAAAACUUAUGGAGAUAUUGUGUUUUAAGAUCCUAAGGAGGUUGUUUUCAAAUUUAUGGUGAAAUUUUUCCCAGUGGACCCUGGACAUCUGCGAGAAGAGCUUACAAGGUAUCUUUUUACUCUUCAAAUAAAGAAGGAUUUGGCUCUGGGAAGGCUUCCAUGCAGUGACAACUGUACAGCGUUGAUGAUAUCUCACAUCUUACAAUCAGAACUGGGAGACUUUCAUGAAGAAACAGAUAGGAAAUAUUUGGCACAAACCCGGUACUUACCGAACCAAGACGAUUUAGAGAGCAAGAUCGUGCACUUCCAUCAGAAGCACAUUGGCAGGAGCCCAGCUGAAGCUGACAUUCUGCUACUGGACAUAGCGAGGAAGCUGGAUAUGUACGGCAUCAGGCCGCACCCUGCCAGUGAUGGUGAAGGGAUGCAGAUCCAACUGGCUGUUGCUCACAUGGGCGUACUGGUGUUACGGGGAAAUACAAAGAUAAAUACUUUCAACUGGGCUAAAAUCCGCAAGUUGAGUUUUAAGAGAAAACAUUUUCUCAUCAAACUUCAUGCCAACAUCUUGGUGUUGUGCAAGGAUACCUUGGAGUUCACCAUGGCCAGCCGAGAUGCCUGCAAGGCUUUCUGGAAGACUUGUGUGGAGUACCAUGCUUUCUUCAGACUUUCUGAAGAGCCCAAAUCAAAGCCUAAAACCCUACUCUGCAGCAAGGGUUCCAGUUUCCGCUACAGCGGAAGAACCCAAAGGCAACUUUUGGAAUAUGGGAAAAAGGGGAGGUUGAAGAGCUUGCCAUUUGAAAGGAAACAUUACCCAUCUCAGUACCAUGAACGACAGUGCAGGUCCUCACCAGACCUCCUCUAUGAUGUGUCAAAACAAGUGGAAGAUUUGAGACUAGCCUAUGGCAGUGGGUACUACCGAAAUGUGAAUGGAGUGCACGCCUCUGAGCCUGUGCUGGACAGCAGGAGGAGAAACUCUGCAGUGGAGGUGACCUUUGCAGCCGAGCUGGAGCAUUCCAAACCAGAGGCAGAGCCCACAUCAUUACAUCAGUCCCAGAGCAGUUCCUCGUUCCCUUUUAUUUAUGCAGACCCUGUCUUUACCACCGACCCCGAUCCUGACUACUUUGAGGAAAGGAGUCCUCUAAGCUCCUUCCAAACAAGCUGUAAGUUUGCUGACAAUCACACGAGCACAUCUUCUGCCCUUAUAAGCAAAGUGAGUCCAGCAAGGCAGCUAACUUACACAGAUGUGCCCUAUAUUCCUUGUACUGGUCAGCAGGUUAUUAUGCUUCCCCAAGUCUUCUUUUAUGUGGACAGACCACCCCAGGUGCAGUCUCCAAUCAUGGCAGAGGAAAGGGAAAGGCCAGACAGCUGUCUACAGCCUACCGCAAUGAAGCCAGCCAAAAGAAGCCCAAGGAACCUCAGAAUGAAGAGCUUUCAGCAAGACUUUCAAGAACUCCAUGAAGCUAUGGCCCAAACUACUGGCAGGGGCAACCUCAAUGUAGAUCUAGAAGAGGAAGAUCCAAAUUUAGAAGAUGCAUUUGCAUAUAACAUUCAAGAGCCAACCCCUAAACGGUCCCAGAGCCAAUCAGACAUGAAAACUAUCCGUUUUCCUUUUGGAUCAGAAUUUAGACCUUUAGGGCCUUGUCCUGCUCUGAGUCGUAAAGCUGACCUGUUUACAUAUGUGUUUGCAGGGCAGGAGUUUCCAACAGUUUUAGUGGAUCAGGGAGCAACAGAAGGGUAUGUAGCUAGUGAAUCCAGUGAUUCUGAAUCAGAGAUUCUUAAACCAGACUACUACUCUUUGUAUGACAAAGGAAUAAGUUCACCCACGGCCAGAAUCCGCUUGUCUUCUGGUAGCCUACAGCUAGAUGAAGAAGAUGAAGAUGUCUCUUUCAAUACAUCAAGUGCUGAAGAUACGACUUUGUGAAAACCACGUAAUUACUUUUUAGCUUAA